Molecule: messenger RNA, 1894 nt
Organism: Anguilla rostrata (American eel)
Lineage: Eukaryota; Metazoa; Chordata; Actinopteri; Anguilliformes; Anguillidae
Gene: rad51d
Product: RAD51 paralog D
Exons: 10
Coding region: 703-1719 (338 amino acids)
Biological process (GO): telomere maintenance; reciprocal meiotic recombination; double-strand break repair via homologous recombination
Cellular component (GO): replication fork; Rad51B-Rad51C-Rad51D-XRCC2 complex; centrosome
Molecular function (GO): ATP binding; ATP-dependent DNA damage sensor activity; single-stranded DNA binding
Source: RefSeq, a predicted model, not a curated record
CACGCUGAAAAUGCACGCAUUGAACGUACCUUAGAAGUUCGCCCAAGUGAAUACAGUUCAGUGGUUCCCACCAUAGACAUAUGUACCAUAGAUAUAUAUACAAGUUCCAGUGUUGGGCGUAAUUUGCGUACGUGAUGCUAGAAUCCAAACACCUCGUUUACGAAAUCUUUCCUUUCGCUGUUGACGUUGGGGAAAUGUUCGAAUGGAGGCAGAAAACUUCAGUGUAACUUAGGUCUAAUCGGCCAUGAAGCCCUUCACGACUUCCCAGCACUAAAACCCACCUCGUGAUCAGAGAGCUAGAAAACAAAUGAUGUUCCCGUUACUGAUCUAUUUUCGGAUAAAUUACUAGUUUAUUCGGGAAGAAACAACUGAUAGCUAGCAUAGGAUGGCUAAAAAAAUUGUAAAGCAGGAUGUUCCAAGCAAGAAACUGUAUGUCAUCGCUAAUUUGCGAGAUAUGUGAUGCUACUUCCAUCUCUUUGCACUAGCUAAAUUAACGUUUGCUGAGUUUAAUUAUUAACAUAGUCUAGCUAGAUUAAUAGCUAGUUUACGUUAUCGUUAGUUAGGCGCACGAUCGCUGCUGCUGGACACAGAAUCAACAACUAUCUUUAUUCCAUCUGAUGUGAGUUGGGUCGUGGAAAUACUGCAUAAACUGCCAUACAUUAGCUGACGUUACUGUGAUUAUGUGCUGACCGACGAGCUGCCAUGGUUUUCCUGAGAGAGGGUCUCUGUCCAGGACUGUCUGAAGAAUUUAUUCAGAUUCUGCGGACCAAGGACGUUAGGACUGUAGAGGAUCUGGUUUCUUCAGACACCGAAGAACUUGCCCAAAAAUGCUCUGUGUCCUAUAAGGCCCUGGUAGCAGUGCGCCGUGUGCUACUGGCCCAGCACACAGCCUUCCCUGUGUCAGGAGCAGAUCUUUAUGAGGAGCUACUGAGUUCCACAGCAAUCCUGUCUACAGGCAAUGCCAGUCUGGAUAAGCUUCUGGACACUGGUCUAUAUACUGGUGAGCUGACGGAGCUGGCUGGUACCCCAGGGAGUGGAAAAACACAGGUGUGUUUUGGUGUUGCUGCAAAUUUAUCUUGUGAACUGAAGCAGAACGUUUUGUAUAUUGACUCAUCAGGGGGGCUGUCAGCAACUCGCUUGCUUCAAAUGAUCAAGACCAAGACUAGUAGCGUGGAGGAGCAGAUGGAGGCUUUUCAGAGGAUCCAGGUGGCUCAAGUAUUUGAUGUCUUCUCUUUACUUGAGUGUCUGCACAAUCUCAGAAGUGGAGGGUUUCAGCAGAUGUCUGCGGGAGGUGGCACACUUAAAGCUGUCAUAGUAGACUCUGUUACAGCAGUUCUGUCUCACAUACUGGGAGGAAAACAGACUGAUGGUAUGUCCUUGAUGAUGCAAGUUGCAGGAGAGCUGAAAACAAUUGCGAAAGACCUUAAUGUUGCUGUUCUGGUGACUAAUCAUGUGACCAGAGAUGGCAGUGGGAUUCUGAAGGCUGGAUUGGGGCUAUCCUGGAGUCAUGUCCCUCGAACCCGGGUCCUCCUGGAAUGCAUGGAGAAUCCAGGUUCUGCAUACUGUAGUCUGCGCACUGCAACAUUAAUCAAGUCUUCCAGACAGCCAUGUAACCUUACCCAGGAAUUUGAUUUGAACUCUUGGGGCGAGACAGAGAUUGAGCUUCCUGGACCCUCAGGAAAGAGGAAGCUGGUAGACGAAGAUCCCAGCCAAGCUUGAAUAUGUGUAUUCAUAAAGACAGCAUCACAAACCUUUUUUCAUUGUGUAACAAAUGUGGAUUGUUUCCUUAGCUUACCCCUAGGCCUUAUAAUUGUAUUUUAAUUCAUUUUUUACUUUUCAUUUCUUACACACAAACAAUAAAUUCUGAUUGCAUGUCUAUAUUGGUAAAAUAUAA